AUGACCGGGAGAAGGUGGCAGAGGCGGGGCAUUCGCUGCGUCCGAAGCAGCGCCUGGUCAAAUGGACGCUCCAGCGCGGCGGUGCCUCCUCCUGCCGGCCGGACACCGGAGCUCGGCAGCCCGUCUCUGAACGGCCGCCUGCGUCUCGGGUGGCCUCGGUGGAAGGGGGAAGGAGAAUGCGAAUGUUUUGUGCAACUUCCCGGGGCGCUGACGAUCCGCCGAAGUCCUUCGUUGGCGCCGUUUCCUGGUGCUGGUGGCGCGCUUGUGUGAAACCGUCUCCCCCUCCAUCCUCCCGCCUCCUGUCGCUUCCAGCCCGCCCCUGAGGUGAUUUAGUGGGGUUUUCUUUUCUUCUUCCCUGCCUUUACUUUUCAUAGUGCCUCCUGCCCUGGCUGUGUGACUCCCGGCCGCGCAUCCUUGGCACCCACCGCCCCGGUCAUGGGCUCCGUCAGGAACGGCUUUCAACGCGGCGACAUGUACGUUGUGGCCGUCGAUGUGGGCUCCACGUCCAUCAGGUGCUGCGUGUACGACCGCGCCACGAAGAUCCGAGGUUUCAGCGGCAGAACGUUAAAGGUUUUGUAUCCGGAACCUGGUCGGGUGGAAGUCGAUCCAGAAACAAUGUUUGAACAAUUUGUUUCUGUUGUGAAAGAGGCAGUGGCAGGUUCACAAUUACAUAUGAAGCAGAUAGUAGCUCUUGGCAUUUCAACGCAGAGGGCAACAUUUGUUACUUGGGACAAGAGAACAGGAAAACCAUUUCACAACUUUAUCUGCUGGCAGGACCUUCGAGCAGUUGACCUUGUGAGAUCGUGGAACAGCUCAUUGCUACUUUGGUUAAUUCAUAGAUGCAGUGCCCUGCUCCAUUUUCUCUCCAGACAGAAACGCUUCUUAGCUGCGAGUGUGAUCCAGUUCUCCACACAGCAUGUAUCCCUUCGUUUAGCUUGGGUUCUCCAAAAUAUAAAACAGGUUCAAGAGGCAGUGGCUGAAGACAACUGCUCCUUUGGCACUAUUGACACAUGGUUGCUGUACAAACUGACAAAAGGUGCUGUCUUUGCAACAGAUUACUCGAAUGCAAGUACCACAGGAAUGUUCGAUCCAUAUCAGUUGUGCUGGAGUGAAUUGCUUGCAAACCUUCUCUCAGUACCUGUAUCUAUUUUACCUCCAGUGAAGGAUACUUGCUCCAAAUUCGGUUAUACUGAUAGGAGUAUAUUUGGUACUCCUAUUCCAAUAAUGGCUUUGGCAGCGGAUCAACAAGCAGCCAUGUUUGGGGAAUGUUGCUUUGAACCAGGUGAUGUGAAGCUCACAAUGGGAACAGGCACUUUCAUGUCCAUCAAUACUGGAACCAAACCACCUACUUCUGUAACAGGGCUUUAUCCAUUGGUUGGCUGGAUUGGAUCUGAAGUAACAUAUAUAGCAGAAGGAAAUGCUGCUGAUACGGGUAAAGUGAUCCAGUGGGCACAACAGAUAGGUUUGUUCUCUGAUGUUGCUGAAACUGAAAAGAUGGCACAAGAAGUCCAAAAUUCAGAUGGUGUAUUUUUUGUCCCAUCAUUCAGUGGAUUACAGGCUCCUUUAAAUGAUCCUAAUGCAUGUGCGUCAUUUAUGGGACAACCUUCAACAACCAAAAUUCAUCUAGUUCGAGCAAUAUUGGAAUCCAUAGCUUUCAGGAACAAACAACUAUAUGAUACAAUGCUGAGAGAAAUCCACAUUCCAAUUAGACAUAUCAGAGCAGAUGGUGGCAUAUGCAACAACCAAUUUGUCAUGCAGCUUACCACAGAUCUGCUUGACUGUGACAUUGAGAAACCUAGCCAUGUGGAUAUGUCCUGCCUUGGGGCAGCUUUUUUCACUGGUCUUGCCAUUGGAUACUGGGAUAGCCAAGAAGAAUUAAAGAAGAUUAGAACUGUGGAAACUACCUUCAAGCCACAAGAUAUGUUACAUCACUAUGAAUCCACAUUUAAGAACUGGCAAUUGGCUGUAAGACGAUCCAUGCACUGGUACAAUAAAACAAAAUAGAAGUGAAUUUUUACUUGAAUUGAAGAUGGCACUGACAAGUUUCCUUUUGUAAAGGUUCCAAGUACACUUACUUACAGCUCCCCUAGAUAAGACUUGCAUUGGUAAAUCUAAGGGGAGAAAAUGGAGUUUCUGUAAUUCUGCCUUCAAUUCUGUUGUCAAAAUUCCUGUGAAAAUACUUGCACAUGUAAAACCAAUUGUGCCUACAACAAAAGGCAAAAAUAUUGAAAUUCAUGUUUCAUUAUUUCUAAUUCAUUCCCAGUACCAUCUCUCAUUUCAUCUAAGUGGUCCAUCCAAAAUGGUGAAAUCCAGUCUAAGUCGAUGAAACCUGCGUGGGAGGGACUGGCAUUGUUGACCCUUAAACUUGUGACCAUUUGGUGAAUGUCGGGUGUUUUGCCUUUUCCACAUGUUGGCACCAUUUUAUCAUUGUAAUCUCUGUUGUGGAAAAAUAUUCUGCGAUUUUUUUUAACUUGCCACUCUCGGCAUAAACUACAUUGCAUUUCUAAUUCCAAUGAUGUGUCUGAUUAUAAUGGUGAUUACACGUCACUAGUACUGUAAAGCAUUUUUGGGACUUGGUAAGUUUCCUGGGAGGUGUUAUAUGGAUACAGUCUUUUCUGUUGGAUAACAAAUUAUGGCUCUGAGUAUUUUAAUAAUCAAGUUCUUUAUUGAUGCCAUGCAAAUGAUAACAUUUACAUAAUGAAAGAUUACAAAUUACCAAUGUGUGCCUUAUUAAACUUUUCACUAGAAUUGGUUGCAUAAAGAUGUGGUUUUGUCAAAUGGCAAAACAGCCAUAGAUUAAGCUGAUGAAUUAUGAAAGCUUUAUAAUGACUUGCCAUAAAGCUAUUUGGAAAUGAAUGAAGAUACCUGAUUUUAAUUUUACAAUCUUGUGUGUUAAAGUAAAAUUCAUAUAUUUAAAGAUAUAAAAUUUUGAACUGGUUAAGUCAUCUUCAAAACAGUUGAACUCCAGUAAUUUAAGAAGCAGGCAGAUAAUGGUAAAGUUAUGAUGAUACUCAAUUUCAUGGUUAAUUCUUGGGGUUAUGAAACUUAAUUGAAGUAGUGACUUAAUUAUCUACUCUUGUUCCUGAUACACUAACUGAAAACUGUUUUUCAGUUUGUGGCCAGUAAUCCACAGAAGAUGACUUUCAGUUCUGUUUAAAAUCAGAGCAUUCUGUAUUUUUUGAUGUUCCUCCAUUUUUACCCUGUAUAUAGUAAUAGCUGUGUGUAGCAGCAUUAUAAUAAAUAGUGCUGUACGUUGGAAGGGUAUGGUUCGGACUUCUCAGAUUCCUAUUGAAUGCCAUUGUUUAGCUCAUUCCUCCCUUUGGACGACACUUUAAAGUCAUUUCAUCUUAAAUUGAAGUUCAGUGGACUCAUUCUGGGCCACUCUUGUGCAACUACCUGAACACAGUUCAAAUCACCAACUAUUCUCUCUCACUUCUGUGGAGAAGAAAUGGUUACCUGUUCUUUUCUUGGGGUCUAUGCACCACACUUUCUUAAACAAAAAAAUUAAGUAUUUUACAGAUGCCUCAAAUGAUCAAAUAAAAUGUGGUUUUCUGAGUCAGUGUACUAUUGUAAGAUUAAAUGGCUCUGGCUUCAACUGGUA
Messenger RNA from Pristis pectinata (smalltooth sawfish), 3601 nucleotides. RefSeq names its product glycerol kinase 5 (gene gk5). The record is from RefSeq and is a predicted model, not a curated record. NCBI's taxonomy places the organism in Eukaryota, Metazoa, Chordata, Chondrichthyes, Rhinopristiformes, Pristidae. Gene Ontology annotation, cellular component: mitochondrion. Gene Ontology annotation, biological process: glycerol-3-phosphate biosynthetic process; triglyceride metabolic process; glycerol metabolic process. Gene Ontology annotation, molecular function: glycerol kinase activity.